Molecule: messenger RNA, 816 nt
Organism: Lodderomyces elongisporus
Lineage: Eukaryota; Fungi; Ascomycota; Pichiomycetes; Serinales; Debaryomycetaceae
Gene: NIF3
Product: Nif3p
Exons: 2
Coding region: 1-816 (271 amino acids)
Cellular component (GO): mitochondrion; cytoplasm
Source: RefSeq, a predicted model, not a curated record
AUGAUUCAAAAGUUUUAUCCAAUUGCAUUGGCAGACAAGACAUGGGACAAUACAGGUUUACUUGUGGACUCGAGCUAUGAUGAUUCUAGCUCUGCCCUAUCCACCUCAUCAUCUGCCACAAAUCUCAAGAUCCUUUUAACAAUUGAUUUAACGCAAGCAGUUGCAGAAGAAGCAAUUGAUCAGAAUGUAAAUUUGAUUAUGGCUUAUCAUCCAUUUAUAUUUAGAGGACUCAAGUCAAUCACACAACAAGAUCCACAACAACGAUCACUCAUCAAAUUGAUUCAAAAUAACAUUAGUGUUUACUCACCCCACACAGCCGUAGAUAGCGCCAAAGGAGGCGUGAAUGACUUUUUAGUGGAUGUGAUUACAAAGGGGUUGAAUAUAGAAUCAUCUAAACCAAUCGAAGAGGAUAAAAAUACUCCAGAGAAUGGGAUGGGAAGAUUGGUUACUUUAAGCGGAUCAUCUUCAACACUUAAAUCCUUGGUUGAAUCGGUAAAGAAUGGAUUGCAACUCAAGCACGUUCAAGUUGCAGAGUCAAUAAAAGGUCCACUGCAAGAGAUUAAGACUAUUGCAGUUUGUGCAGGAUCUGGAGGAGGUGUAUUCAAAGGCAUACAAGCAGACUUGUACUUUACUGGUGAGUUAUCACAUCACGAGGCAUUAUUUUUCAAAGAGUCAGGUUCGUCUGUUAUAUGUUGCAACCACUCCAACACUGAGCGCUCAUUUUUGAGAGUUAUACAGGAGCAAUUGCAAAAGGAAUUGCCUCAAGACAAAAUUGUGAUAAGUGAAAAUGAUAAAGAUCCAUUUGAAACAUGGUAG